ACCACCUGAGCCAACCGACCGCCCCUCGUAUGUUCUCUCUUGAUUGACAGUACAUGUAUGAGAUUUAUCUACACCAGAGCUGCUCCCGAGUGGUGUCUGCCUGCCCCACUCCAGGAUGGGGACACACUGGGAAGGGCCGUCUCCAUGACUCAGGACAUGAGUCCCUUCCUGGUCCCAUCACCCAGCCGUCUUGUGUGGCCGCAGAGGGCAGGGCAUCUGGCCACCUUCCAAGCCUGCGUGCUCUCAUCUCUUCUAGAAUUGGUCAUUUUCAAAGCUUAGGAAAUCUGCUCGGGGAGGAAGCCUCAGCAGUAAUGAAAGCAAACAUCCAGGGUGAAUUCUGAACCCCGCUUUGAAAAUGAAUGACUGAGCUUUCUGAUCUGCCUGAGAUCCUUGGAAUUUAGCGCAUUUGAGUCAAACAGGCCACUUAAAAUGAAGCUCUAACUUUGUCAGGAGCCACCUGCUUAAGGACAGUGAAAUUAAGCAUACUUGGUUUCAGUCAAAUUUUGCAAGUUGAGAGUUGGCUUCCAGACCCUACCUAACCUUUGGAUAUGAUGCCAGGCUCCCUGGCAGCGUGGGGACAUCCUGUGUUUGUGUAGCAUUUUCCAGCUUACUUUUAAUCUUCCCCCAAAACCCAUUCACUCCAUUUUAUAGAUAAGGAAAUGGAAGCUCUGCUUGACGAGGGCAGAGCCAAGUCCAGAGCGGGUUUUAGAAUUCUUCCCCAAAUACUCCAGCUCGUCCAGGCCAAACAUUAGGAUUGGGGGCUUAGCCCCUGACUCCUGUUUUUCUGAUUUGCAAGGGCUUGGGGGGGGGAGAAGCUCGGUGGCGAGACAGAGACGUGCCUCUUGAGGAGGUGUUUGUACUGCAGCCAGAGAUCACGCGAACGUGCUCAGAAAUGUACAGCUAGAAUCGAGUAUGUCCUACUGGGCUCGGCUUGCAAAGCAGAAAUGAGGUCUGGGAGGUUAAACCCAGCGAACGUCACUCCUUGCACUUUGCUAAGGUGAUAGGGGAUGGUUUGCAAAGGACCACGGAGUCACCGUGGGACAGGAGGGGGCCAGCCCUCCCGACACCCGGCACUCCCACCUGACUCUCUGCUUCCCAUAGCAGCCAGCCAGCACCUCCCAGCGCGGGACCAGUGCCGAGACAGAGUCGGUCCCUGCUAAGGGCAGCAGAUGCCCGUGUUGUCUUACGGGUACAUCAGUGUGUGCUUCCGGAUACUUGUGGGGUCAGCGAAGCAAGCUCCAGCUCCAGGUGGCUGUCAGCAGUGACCCCGGCAACAGAAGUGAUGCCCAGCACCUGGCACAGUGCCUGAAAUAAAGCAUGUGCCAACCGAUUUCAGUUUCCUUUUGUCCCUCACAGGUAUGCACUGAAACAGUGGAAGCAAGUCAUGUGCGGCUUGCUUGAGGACGAGAGGGACGUCAGGACACAGAAAAGCUGUCACCACAGCUGCUGAAAACACAGACCCAGGAGGGACAGACAUGAGCAAGGCUUGUCCUUCAAGGAAAGAAUCAGCUCAGCUCCCUCAAGGUUAAAAAAACAAACACUUUAUCACUUGCUGAAUUCCUAUUUUCUUAGGAAUCCAGGGCAAUGAGGUAAGUGUCUCCAUGCCUCGGAAAUUGGCCUUCCUGGUUCGGGACAGGUGUGUGGUCUGGGACAGGGGCAGCUCAGCUCCCAGUGGCUACACCCCUGGCGGUCACAGCCACACCCGAGGCAGUGCCAGCCCGGGGCCAGCAGAUAGCUUGCAGGGUGCAGGCUCGGGGCGCUGAUAGCCGGUGCCGCACCCUCGGGCCUGACACUCGCUCGGGCUGCACACACUGUGCUGGGUACACCAGCAGCCCUUUCAGCCACCCAACAAGAUAAGGUUUCUGUGGGUGGGGGCUCCACACUAGACUUUGCUUCUCCCAGGGGUUCGCCACACAGCACACAGUCCAAAAGUCCCUUCGGAGCUGAGCUUUCCACAUGGGCAUAGCUGGCCUUGCAGCUCGCUUGUUAACCAUCAGACAGGGUUCAGAGGAAGAGCUCAGUACCUCCCGGGGCUUCACCCUGCGAGCCUAACCUGUGACAGCCACUAGACUCCCAGCCACUCACCAGGUCAGAUGCUCCCUCUAGACUGAAGGCUUUUCACCCUUCAGCAGUGAUGCUUAUGACACCACCGGAUGACCUCUUGAGACUGUCAUUCCACACCACAGAUCAGGUACACCUCACAUUCCGACUUCAAAUGAGAGGCCUAUUUAAGGGUCCAGCGGGACCUCCGAGUCACUCCUGCUGAAUUUUUCCAUCUCACGUGGCAGAAAGAGCAGCAUGGGAAAUAACAUCCCUGCUCCACGCCAAACACUGGCCAUAAGACCCAGUGCGGCCCCCAUCACGAUCCCAUGUGGUGCUUGCUAUUACGUCCGUUUUACAGACCAGGAAACGGGGGCAGAGGGGAACCCAGUCACUUGUCCAAGGCCCCACAGCCAGUGAGUGCGGAGCUGAGGUCUGACCCUGUGCAGUGCUCUUUGCUCCUGGCCCGGGAGUUCCAGCGCCCCUUCUCCAGGUGGGGGGCCGUGAGCAGACACCCCGGGGGCAGUGCAGGAGCUCCGCCCAGCCUCUCCAGGAAAAGGGGAGGGCGGGGCCGGAGCGCAGAGCUGGGUGUUGGGGAGCAAGGUACAGGACCUUGGGAGCACUUGACACACAGGACCACGUUCCCUGCGAACACACUGCACUUCUUCCUGUUCAGUCGGGGUGCCUUUUAUUUCUUGCUUGAUGGCCCGGCUGGGACCAGUGCAGUGUGGAGCAGAAGUGGCAAGGACAGACACCCUCGCCUUGUCCCCAUCGUGGAGGGGAGCCCCCACCCUUUCGCCAUGAAACAGGAUGUUGGCUGUGGGUUCUUUAUAGAUGCUCUUUUUGAGAAUACUUUAGAAACCUAAUUAUUUGGACAUUUUUUAAAAACAGCGGCACCUUUAUUGGUAACUUUCUUAUUUAUGACAGUAUUUAUUACUAGCCAGACAUGAUUUUUUUCAGGACAUAUCAGGUUGGGGGAAGAAAACCGGCAAGAAUGUUUUGAAGCCGGCAGGGUGUGGAAGAUGGGGGCAGCGGGAACACCCCAGGCUGCAUGCGGUGUGCCGCGGGCUUCUAGGGGAAGGUGACCCACGGGGCCUCGAGAUUUGUGGGACAGCACUUGGGGCAUCAACUCUUCUGUGCAGCAGUGGAUUUCAAGGAAGCUACAAGGCACCAUUGGGAGCGAUCCAACUUGGGCGUGAAAUGAGGCGAUACUGGUCUCGCCCCUGGAAGGCGUGCUCCACUCCAGGGCCUGAGUUAGCCACACGCGUGUCAGGGUGACACGUGGCUCAGGGACUCGCCUCUAGGAAUUCUCCUGGAAGUAUGGCCACUCUGUACACUUACACUUUGCUCAGCCUGUCCUCCAUUUCUGGCUUGGGCCACCCCUCGCCUUAUCUCACUGGAGCAGGGUUCCUUUAGUUACAAAGCGUCACCCAGAAAACUCCCUGAACCACAGUCAACAGCAAACUCCUGGGGGAAAGCUCUCCUGUUUACUCAGGUCUCCCAGGCUGUCAGUAGAGAGUCCCUGGAGCGCGAUUGGCACAGAGGAAGCGAAGGCUUUAUGGAUUUGGGCAGCUGCCUCAAGCGCUGUAUAAGUUCUGAGCCAGGAAGUGACAAUAACUUAUCAUCCAUUAAAGUAAAAUCAAUCAGAUGUUUUAAGGGAGAGAAGAUUUUCCCUUUCAGCUCAAACAAACAAAAGCCAGCUUGGACAAUGGUGACCCCACUUCCAUUUGCAAGAUGGCUCUCGUCAAGCUGUCCUGUAGUCUCUCACCGGCGACUUUUUACGCAUCCAGGAACAGGACGAGGAGAAAGCACUCACAGAUUAACGGGGAGCCAUUCCCCAGCAUUUUGCGAGAAUCCUGAUCUGGCUGCCUGUGCUAUGAAUCCAGUCUUCCUUAUGUACGGUCCUGAUUAUACAUGACAAAAUCAACAUUUUCACGAGUGACACGAGGAGGGUAACUGGAAGGGCCGGUCUGAUCAUUUCAAGUGGACUUCCCUGAGUUCCCUGAGCACGGGGAGUUGGUUCAGAAAGUUCUGAGGUCGUGCUGGGGUCUAGCCCGCCAGCUCACAGCACCCUGGGGAGCUGCCCAGCCUCAGUCCUGCCUCCAGGUGUGUCUACAAAGGAACAGGCCUCCAAAUUAUCUCCAGGAGGGCAGCUGACCCUCUGGAGCCCACAUAAAACUCAAUGGAGAAAUUUGAGAGCGCGGAGGGACGCAGCAGAAAAGUAAUUCCAUCCUAUACCUUCAAAAUGCCACUUCCGAUCAUUUCUGCAUUAAACAGAUGGUGAAAUCUGUUUGAGGGUCAAUGAUCCAAAUGACAGCUACAUUUAAGAAACCGUACAAGGACAUUUAAGAGAAGGAAUAAGCCAGGUGAGGAAAAAGAGCUCUCGCUCCCAGCAGCGCUGAUAUUUAGUAGCUAUUUCUCCACGGACCACAAAUGAACAGAUAGCUCCACAGGCACACCGUUCAUUAUUUCUCCUGCUUAAGAACCCAGUGAGGCGCACAGCAGGGUGGGUCAUAAAGUGGGUUUUCCCAGCACCUCCUCGAGUCCCUCAGUCCCUCGUCAGUGUGGCUGCAGAGAGCUGGGAAAGUGAGGCUGACGCUGUCAGGACGAUGGCAGCUCUGUCCCUCUUAGAGAUCCCAGCUAUAAUCCAUGUACAUUCAGCUUUACAGUGAGAUAGCCACAACUUGGUCGUUUACAAGAUUCAAGCUUCACAUUUUUAAUUCCAACACUUUGGGGAAUUAUGAGCACAUUGCUGUGCUGGGAGGGGGCGGGGAAAGAGACGGCAGCAAGAUGCAAGCUCAGCGGCCAGUUCCUGGUCCGUGGGACGCACCUACACUGACACAGACUCUGUUCAGGUCAGUUAAGCAAACGACCUGCUGCCUCCUAUCUAGAGCGUGACUUCUACGUGACAAGGACUGAACAGCAUGCCUGGAUGGAACCGAAUCUCCCCGGCACCUGGUAAUGCAGCAUUUCAGGAAUCUACGAAUAGCAGGUUUGUAACAAGACGGGACAGAUCCUAGGUUCCCUUGCGGGUGUGAUGACAGAUAUUCCCAAACAGAUUCUUGACCCAAAAGGCUCUCUGGGCAAGCCCUGGGCCACACUGGCCCAUCUGGAGCCCAGUCUCCCAGAGAUGUGAUCUCAGGGACAGGAAAGUCGCCAGGGUCAGAGGCAGGGGGGGAUGGGGAGAAGCCACGGGACGCAGAAGAAAAUACAAACCUCAACAAGUCAUUAACUGGAGCUGAUCUGAUGAGGCCAGUGCAGGGCAAACGAUGUUACCUGAAUGGGGUGCUUGCCUGCCACCUGCCACCUUCUUCAGUGUGGCCACAGAAUGAGGCCCUCCCUGACGGCCCCCUACUAAAUGCCAUGCUCCAUGUGGGGUGCAGGGCACAGUGGUGACCAGGCCGAGAAGGAAGAAUACAGUCGAGUGAAGGGAGCCAGCUCAGGACGACCAAGGAACAGGAGGGUGACAGAUGGGGUGAGGGCUCUGCAGGACAGAGCAGUGAUGUGACAACACGGAGCGAGCACAGAAGGUACACAGGUGUGGGGACAGGCGAGGGCUGUGCUUGGAGACCCGUGUGUCUGGAGGGUGGUGACAGACUAGAAGAGCGGUAAGAGAAAUCAAUUGUUAUCAAUAAUGCUUACUAUUAGCACAUAUAUUAUUUAGUGUGUGUCAAAUACUGGUCCACCAAUAUGAGCUCAAUAAUCCCCUCGCAGCAUCCCUAUGAUAUAUUAUUGCUCCCAUUCUGCAGAGGAGAAAACAGCAUCAGAGAGGUUAAGUCAUCUGCCCAAGGUCACACAGCUACCACAGAGAGAACCUGGAUUCGCACACAGCCAGGCAGCCUAGCUCCAGGGUCUUGGCUCUCAGGCCUUGGCUGUCUUGCCUCUCAACGAGGUUGGAGUCACCUUUGACCACACCUGACCUCUCCUGAAAUAUUUCUACCUCCUCAGAACCUCUCUGAGCAUAUUAGCAAGAGUAGAAAACUAAUAAUUAACUCCAAGUCUGUGACUGGUUAAAGCCUGAGAUCUUUCUAAAUGGAAAAAAAAAAAAAAGAAAACGUGGAACAGGUCCAAAAGUGAGCUUUUUUUUUGAGUGUCAGCACUGCAGUAUGACAGAAGAGUGGAGAUUACAGGAAGGAGAAAAACAUCCUCCAAUCUUUUAGGUAUACAGGUGUGCAAGGAGCAAAGCAACACCGAAAUUGGCACUACAUUUUUACGUCAUGACUUCCACAUAACCUGUCCCUUAAUGGGCAUUACACAGGAACCGAGGGGUUAUAGGGACACUCAGGUCUGAUUUCCAGAAGAGGGAAAAAAAUCUCGAAUGGGUCACACUGACACCAUUUGGAUUUCCCAUCACAAGAAACAUGGGCUGACAGCGCUUAACUCUCAGCAGCUGCAGAGUCCCCACUGGGGAACCAGCCAUUCUGAGUAAAGGAGACACCUGCCAAGCUCCUGCCUGAGACGGGGUGUAACUCUUUAUGCCUGUCUGCACCAAUCAUUCCCAUUUCUCAGGCUGCAGGAAUAAAAUAUCACUUAUUAUAAAAAGAGCAUACUAAGGUACCAAAAUUCCAGCUAAUGAACAGGUCAACUCUAGAAAGAACUCAGAGGGUAGCAGGGGGACCUGUGAUUCCAAAUGCUGGACUCCUUAAGGGUAUUUGCAAAUGUAUUUGGAAGUUAGGACCAGUGUCCCAUCUCCUCACUGCUUUUCUCCCCAAAUGACAGGUAGAUCGAUAAGACAGGCAGACGCUGUAAGAGAGGAAGGGACACCUCGGGACUUCCAUUUUACACAGCAACGACCAGCCGGACAGCUGCUGAAUUCUUUUUCAGGAGGAUGGAGUACUCAUAAGGAGUAUUAAUGAAUUCAGUUGCAAAACCAUAGCAGUAUAUUCUCUUAAACAAAUACUGCUUUAAAAAUGUGAAAUGGUUCAUGGUCAGUUGUGCUUGGUUGAUGGUGUUCUGAAUAUGGAUUCAGAAUAUUUAAAUAUAAAUAUAGGGAACAAUAUACUUAUGUGCAGCUAGCACUAAGUUCCUUUUUGACAGAUUGAUUUGUCAUCCCCUUCAUUGCAGAUUGUCCCUGGGGCUUUUCAGCAUUUUUCUGGCUAAUGGGGUAAAGCCCUUCUUUCGUGUAUGCUCAUUCUCUGCUAUCUAAUCCUUUCAGGAUUGGGUCUCCCCCGAAAGCUAGGCCAGCCUUCUCCAGGAAGCCCCAGGAGUGCAGUUUCCAUGGCUGUCCACCGCGUCUCUACCUAUAUAUAGUAACAUGGGAAAAAAAGAUGCUUGACAAAGUUUUCUAUUUCUGUAACAAUGUGUCAGAAGGGAAGCUUAACAGAAGGUCUUGCUGGAGCGAAAUGUGUUUGUUUGGAUUUUGGAUGCUGGUUUUAGUUAACUCAGCUACAUUUAACUCCUGUGAGGAUAAGCAUUCUUGAUCCCCCGACUCAGAUACUCGCGAACCAAAUCCAUGGAACUAAACCCACUGAACUGAAUUCGUUGAAGUGUAGCCUGUCACCCUGACCAAUAACCUUGGGUGCCUCCCAACACUGCAGGCUGGCAGAUCUCCAGGUCUCCCACUAGAAGCCCUCGCUCCAGCCCCCACGCACAGAGGAAUCUGAAAUCCGCGGAGGUCCCGCAUGACCACGCCUAGUUUCUUCCGCGCACCUGCAAAGACCAUCCAUCUGCAAAGCAGCUCCCCCGGCCACUCCGGCUCCACGUCCAUGAGCCCGUCAGCAGCCUUGUCCACAGGGAAGCCGAUGGACAGCCACCCCAGCUACACGGACACCCCGGUCAGUGCUCCGCGGACCCUGAGUGUGGUGGGCAGCCCCCUCAAUGCCCUGGGCUCUCCGUAUCGCGUCAUCACGUCCACCAUGGGCCCGCCCUCAGGAGCUCUGGCAGCCCCACCAGGAAUCAACCUGGUUGCCCCACCCAGCUCCCAGCUCAAUGUGGUCAACAGUGUCAGCAUUUCAGAGGACAUCAAGCCCUUACCAGGGCUUCCUGGGAUUGGAAACAUGAACUACCUGUCCACCAGCCCGGGGUCUCUGGUUAAACAUAUCUGUGCCAUCUGUGGGGACAGAUCCUCAGGAAAGCACUACGGUGUGUACAGCUGUGAAGGCUGCAAGGGCUUCUUCAAGAGAACCAUAAGGAAAGACCUCAUCUACACCUGUCGCGACAACAAGGACUGCCUCAUCGACAAGCGCCAGCGCAACCGCUGCCAGUACUGCCGCUACCAGAAGUGCCUGGUCAUGGGCAUGAAGAGGGAAGGUGAGGCCCCCCACUGCCCUCCCCGCUCAGGGGACAGCAGCUGGCACAUACGACAUGGUGAGAGACAGACGCGGCACGGGGCAGGAGGUGUUCGAGGGGGAGGCUGGGAUGACUCUGGAGAUCAUGAUUUCUCGAGAAUUGCAAUCGAAUGUCCCCUGCCCUAGGAAAUGUGUCCCCGG
This is a messenger RNA of Hipposideros armiger (great roundleaf bat), 8468 nucleotides long. RefSeq names its product retinoic acid receptor RXR-gamma-like. Gene Ontology annotation, biological process: regulation of DNA-templated transcription. Gene Ontology annotation, molecular function: sequence-specific DNA binding; zinc ion binding; DNA-binding transcription factor activity. The transcript has 4 exons. The record is from RefSeq and is a predicted model, not a curated record. NCBI's taxonomy places the organism in Eukaryota, Metazoa, Chordata, Mammalia, Chiroptera, Hipposideridae. The coding region runs from base 7662 to 8453 and encodes 263 amino acids.